AUGGCGGUAUCCCAGAUCUCUACCGAUGAGUCCGUCGUCGUAUUGGCGUCGACAAGGACGGUCAUCACCCUUGCUGAUGACACACUUCUAUUAACCCCCGCGACUCUCACGAUCUCUGCUACCUCGGGCAAGAUUCUGUCUGUCGUCACCGAGGUGCUUCCCAAGGAUGCAUUCCCAGCGGCCAUCGUGUACCACGACUACAGCCCGAAGCUUUUGCUCCCGGGUCUCGUUGAUGCCCACGUGCACCUAAACGAACCGGGCCGCACAGAAUGGGAAGGCUUCAACACCGGGACCAGGGCUGCUGCCUCGGGAGGUGUCACCACUGUGGUGGACAUGCCUCUGAAUGCCAUCCCUCCCACAACCACCCUAGCAGGCUUCAAGGAGAAGCUCACUGCCAGCCAAGGGCAAUGCUGGGUCGAUGUCGGCUUUUACGGCGGCGUCGUUCCCGGCAACGCAGAUGAGCUUCUGCCUCUAGUUGAGGCUGGUGUUCGGGGUUUCAAGGGUUUCCUCAUCGACUCAGGUGUGGAGGAAUUUCCUGCCGUGUCAGCUAAAGACAUUGCGCUUGCAAUGACCACGCUCAAGAACUCGCCCACCACUCUCAUGUUCCAUGCCGAAAUGGUUCCACCCAUUGCAACAUCGGUAGGCGACGCCGUUCAGCAGUCCGACCCGCCGCUCCAGCCGACCGGAGACCUAGAGAGUUACAGCACUUUCCUCGACUCGCGCCCGCCCGUAUUCGAGACCUGUGCCGUCGAAGAGAUCCUGUCCAUGGCGCACCUUGCACCGCAGCUGCACCUCCACAUCGUGCACCUAUCCGCCACUGAGUGCGUGCCCAUUCUGCGCAAGGCGCGCCAGAGCGGCAUCAACAUCACGGCCGAGACCUGCUUCCACUACCUCGGCCUCGCGUCCGACGACAUCCCAGAUGGCGACACCCGCCACAAGUGCUGCCCACCAAUCCGGUCCCAAACCAACCAGGAUAAGUUGUGGGACGAACUGGCUGACCCCGACAGCUGCAUCAAGACCAUUGUCUCCGAUCACUCGCCGUGCACGCCCGAGCUCAAGCUGCUGCCGCCGCAUCUCCAAACCGUUACGGCGGCAGCAACCGAAUUCCCGUCUCGCCCGCCCUUCCCACACGUCGACUCGGGUAUCGAUAUCACCCGGCCGACCCCGGCAGCGGUAACAAAGGAGGAGCAAUUGCAUCAGCUCCCCGGCCAGCAGCAGGACGAGGAAGAUCCAGUCGACCUGAUUCCACAAUCCAUGACCCCACCUCUUGUCAGCCAGGAAGUCCCACACUCACACCCGCACCACGGUGCAGUAACCCCCAUGAAGAAUCAAGGCGACUUCUUCGCCGCCUGGGGUGGCAUCUCCUCCGUCGGCCUUGGACUUCCCAUCCUGCACACUACCGCAGCCGCCCGUGCCGCUCGCGGCGACACUGCACCCACCAUUGUCGACAUGGUGCGCAUGUGCAGUCAGGCCACCGCGGCCCAGGUCGGCCUCGGACACCGCAAGGGCGGACUGCGGGCCGGUAUGGAUGCCGACGUGUGCGUAUUUGACGACACGGACGUCUGGACUCUUCGCGCAGCCGAAAUGCGCUGGAAGAACCGGGUGUCGCCGUGGGAUGGGCAUACCUUCACGGGUCGCGUGCGGGAAACGUGGGUGAGAGGCCAGCGAGUAUUUGCGCUGGGCGGAGAGAAUGCUGGAUUUGUUGGGGGUGAACCGGUCGGGGAGCCGAUUGUAGAGAGGAGAGUCUGA
This is a messenger RNA of Dichotomopilus funicola, 1749 nucleotides long. RefSeq lists its product as uncharacterized. Gene Ontology annotation, molecular function: allantoinase activity. The record is from RefSeq and is a predicted model, not a curated record. Gene Ontology annotation, cellular component: cytoplasm. Lineage: Eukaryota; Fungi; Ascomycota; Sordariomycetes; Sordariales; Chaetomiaceae. Gene Ontology annotation, biological process: purine nucleobase catabolic process. Bases 1 to 1749 code for a protein of 582 amino acids. The transcript has 2 exons.